Suillus fuscotomentosus is the source of this 1380-nucleotide messenger RNA. RefSeq lists its product as uncharacterized. Bases 1 to 1380 code for a protein of 459 amino acids. The record is from RefSeq and is a predicted model, not a curated record. The transcript has 6 exons. NCBI's taxonomy places the organism in Eukaryota, Fungi, Basidiomycota, Agaricomycetes, Boletales, Suillaceae.
AUGGAAGCCCGGACGAAAGCACCAAUCAUGUCAAUUGUGCUGUUCAAGGCUCGUAAAGCGACAUAUGAGACAUGGUUCCGCAACCAUGCCAAAGCAAAGAAACCAGGGAAACCCCCGAUCAAGAUGGGGCAGAAAUGGACCGAGAGAAGCGUCAUAGACACACUCCGGAAAAAGGAGCUCUUGAAGAAAAUCGAGGACGAGACUGGUGCCAAACCCGGAACAAAGGAGAUGAUGAACCAUUACACAGUCCACCUAAACCGGCUGAUGGCAUCACUGUCACCGGAAGACCUUCAAGAAGCCAAACAGACGGCCGAUGAAUGGAAUAGUCAGGGUGUUCCAGAUGAUGUCAAAGUCGAGAUCGCGAGAAAGAAGGGCGACAACAUGAUCCGAUAUUUUUCAUCAGAGAUGUGGAACCGUGCGGGAAUGAGAGUGUUCAUUUUAUCAGCUUGGAAGGAUGGAGAGAGCAAGGUCCAGGUGGCCGGACAUGACUAUAACCAAGAGUUCGGUGGUGCCGAGUCGUUCAUGAAGAGUUACAACUGGAAAGUGAUUGAGCCAGAAUGGGACGCAUAUGCCGCCAGUGUAUUCGAGGGCGAUGUGGACGAGAAUCCGGCUGCUCAGAAGAAAGGCAGACAGGACAACACGUAUACCCUUGACAUCGGAGAUGAUGGAUAUCCUGUAAUCCCUGAAUACGUAUCCAUGGACUUAGAUACAAAGAAGGCAGUUGUCCGGGCAUUUUUGACAUGGCACUACAGGACGUGCUGUGGGGACCCUAAAGUUUCUAUACCACGGAAGUAUGUGAUACCCAGGUACGACAAGAUCAUUCCCGUACAAUAUCUUCCGGAAGGUCACAAUCUCGCCAAGCCAUCAAAGCUCAGGCAGGUCCACGCCACAGAGCUUUUACGAUUUUGGUAUAGGAGACAGGAAGAAGGCGAAGAGCACGUCUUCGAAUUUACAGGAUGGUGGGACAAUGAUAGCCAGGAUAUCGUCCUUGCGACCGACCACAAUAGGCGUGUCACAAGCCGGGCACAGCCAACCACCCAGACGAAGAAGCCAUCAGGAUCAAAGUCGAAGAAGCAUGGCCAUCACGGGCAAUCCACAGGUGGACAAUCUUCUGGUAAAAAGGGGAGCAACGAUGAGCCGGCCCCUGCACAUCGUUCCGGAGUCAAGGCAACGAAGAGUGCCUCAUCUACCACUCCCCAAAACCAGAGCGAGGGAUCUAAGAACAAACGCACGUCUUCCGACAAGGACAUAGAUUGUAUCGGGACAACCAAUGAGUCCUCUGCUGAACCAUCUGAGCAAUCAGAUGAUGAUGCAGUUGAAGGGGAGGAAGUCGCAUACGGGGUUGCCGAGGCACCGCUACCGAGCGUCUGUCAUGAGUAG